AUGUCCGACCAUACCGCCAAGCGUUCGGCCUAUGGCACCGCAUCCACAGACACCGAUUUCCGCAAGACAUGGGAUCGCGAAGAAUAUGCCAAGAAGGCAAAGGAGAACGAAGCCAAGGCAAAGGAAGAAUCGAAAGCCCGAUAUGAAGCCAAGCUAGCUGGCAAAAAAUGGCACGCCCCCGUCGAUUACAGCACGCUCGAUCAGACUUCGUUGCGAACGCAAAGGCUCGAUGUCGCCUCGAUGGUUGGGAAGACUACCAUGGUGCCUGCGGGUGCUUCUGUUGGGAAAAGAGGCCGCGGAGCUGGAUUCUAUUGCUCUGAUUGUGAUCUCACUUUCAAGGAUAAUAUACAGUUGGUGGAACAUUUGAACAGCAAACAGCAUCUGAUUGCUAUUGGGGAGAGCGGUGAAGUCAAGCGCGCGACACUUGAGGACGUUCGAAAUCGAUUACGGUGGCUGGCGCAUAAGAAACGAGAAAAGGAAGAAGAAGAUCGCAGAGCUUUUAAUUUGGAUCUUGAUGCUCGCUUAAGAGAUCGAGAAGAGCAAGAAGCCAGAGAACGCGAAGAGAAGAGAGCCAAACGAAGAGAGAAACGGAGGGCCGUCAAGCAAGAGGAUGAUGAGGGUUGGGAGGGUAGGCUAGGAAUAAUUGCAUAA
This is a messenger RNA of Talaromyces atroroseus, 651 nucleotides long. RefSeq lists its product as hypothetical. Gene Ontology annotation, cellular component: spliceosomal complex; U4/U6 x U5 tri-snRNP complex. Gene Ontology annotation, molecular function: zinc ion binding; nucleic acid binding. The record is from RefSeq and is a predicted model, not a curated record. Lineage: Eukaryota; Fungi; Ascomycota; Eurotiomycetes; Eurotiales; Trichocomaceae. The coding region runs from base 1 to 651 and encodes 216 amino acids. The transcript has a single exon. Gene Ontology annotation, biological process: mRNA splicing, via spliceosome.